CUGAUGAGCAAAUACCUUUCCUGAUACUUGCAUGUAUUAAAAAAAGAACAUGYACACGUGACAAAUGGGCGUUGUGACUAACACGCUCUCGUGUCCAGAGAUUUCUAUCCUGCAACAACAAUCCUCAACAUUUCCUUCAUAAUUAUGGGGACAGAUGGGAUGUGGAAUGGCCACACGGACACCACUGAGUUUUUUUUAAAAUAUUUAUUCAUCUCACACAGAACGACGCACAAAUUACAUAUCAGUCUCAAGAGAAAACAGCACCUUUCAGGCACGUUUGAGAGGAGUAUUUGCUGCCCUUGCCUUUGAAAAUGAGUCUGAACUGCACAAGCGAGCGCGCGCGCGCACGCACACACACACAUUCACAGGCUGAGGGACGAGCUCACAGGCUGGAGUCGCACAAAUCAAAGGAGAAAACACAGAAAGCAGCGGUAAAAGGAUUUGCAGCAGAGAUUUAAAACUUGAUCGGACGCAUGCCAUCAUUGUCAGUGAUGGCGCUUUGCUUUUAUUUUACAACAAGCCGUUUUGGGUUUGAAGCAUUCCAGUUAUUUAUUCGACUGUUUGUGCAGAUGCGACACAUUUUGAGAUGUUUCAACAGUUCCUGAAUGGCAAAAGGAAAAGCUGAAGCCGAACUGACGCUGAUGUUUCUGCUUUGAAGCACGACUGAUUAAAAAAAUAAAAAAGGUAUGAAAUCAGCUUAAAACAGAUUCUGGAAAUAAAUUCAGCAAAGUUGACUUUUUAUUUUUUAUUUUUUUCCACACUGAAUGAGAACCAAAUAUAGUUGUUUUCGCCUUGCAGUCUCGUAUCACAGGAUCUGUUCAGAAGUGAAGUAAAAAGAGUGUUUGUGUUCCUUCACUUCACUCCGGCUUUAUUCCCAUUGAAAGAGUGCCCUCAAGCAACUAAAGUCCUCCUACAUCUGUCACGGACAAACCAAACGAUCUGAGCUUGUAUUUUAUUAUAUUUUUCUCAACACAAAAUGAAAUGUUAUACUGAUUAUAAGGAAUCCAACCAUAUACUGAAAAUAGCUAUCAACACAAAAAUAUAAAAUGAAAAAAAAACAUAUCAAGAAAUAUUUUAUCUGUGCUUUAUUGUCAUUAAAUAAUUAUUAUAACAAUAAAAAUGCUCUUGUCGUGUUUUUAUAUUGGAUUWGCACAUUUAAUAUUUAAGAAAAUUAUCUUAGCAAUUUAAAAAUAUUAUUUACAGCUGCAGAACUGCAACAUGUCAACAUGUAAAAUAUAUUUAAGUAAAGCCGAUUAAAAGUCCUAAUGAUACAGUUUGAGAGAAAAUAAUAAAAAGUCCACAUAAAAAGCUAUGUCACUGUUUAUAAAAUAAAUUAAAUGUAGUGAAGUUUUAGAUUUACAUAAUCUUCUGACCCACGCGCAGAUUCAGACUGAGAGGAGUGGAUUUCAAAGACACUAAAGCACAAUAAAAAAUAAAAUGAAAUGCAGAUUUUGGUUUAACAACUUUUCAAACAAUUAGCCAUUUAUUUACAAGACAUUUUUUUUGUUUCAGAUAGAAAAAAAACAUUUUUUUUCUUUUUUUCCAACUUGCAUUUCAAUCCUAAAUGCGAACAAAUUCCACCGCAUUUGAUUUAUUUAUUUAAAGAAAGAAGCCCGCUAAUCAGUAAGGUCGUUAAAGCUGGUAUUUAAACAUAAGGAUGAUACAUAAUGCUUUGCUCAAUAAAAAUCAGUAUUACCAAAUACUACAGUAACCAAAGGCAAUGAGUUGGUUAUAUUUUAUAUGUAGAAAAAUAUAAACAAUCAGGAUGAAGGCCCAGGUGAGGCGGCUGUAGCCGACCUAUUCAACCGAAUUCACCCCUCARUGAUCAAAACACGUGUUUUAACGUCUGAUCUGCAUAUUUUCAACACUUGUGUAAAUUAAUUUUGUUGUUUUGCUGUAUUUGUCACAUUCUUAUUGUCAUUUAAAAGCUACACAGUCAACUGUAGCUUACCUCGGUGAAAAAGCAAACAAAAAGCAAAAAAAAAAAACAAAAACAGAGGCAAAAUAAAAUCACCCUAAAACCAUACUCCCCAUGUCCUGGACCUUCACAGAGCUCCCACCUGCUGGGUGUAAAGAAAACCACCACCAUGGUUAAUACGAUUAAUAAAAACAUCUGAAGUURUGUCUUAAAAUGUUCCCAAGCAAAGAGAGAGAGAGUGUUGUGAAAUAAAUCCAGUCGCGCCGCAGCACCAACAGCAGCCAAUCCUUUUGUUCGUCCCGCUGGUUGGAGCGGUGCGCGGUCACUAGGUGGCGCCCGCGCUCCACCGCAGAGCCCUCACCUCCUCCAACUUGACCGCGCUGACGUCACAGCAGUCUGGAGCAUCAAGGCCACUUCCACGCCGCUAUUGGUCUGAAGCUCACAUGACAUGUCUCCGAGCAUCCCAUAAUUAUGUUCCUGAUAUUUCCCUUUUGCACCCCCCUCCAAAAGAUGUCAGCAUCCUACUGUCCCGAUCCUCCCGCUGAAAGCCCGCAGAUCAGCGCGGCGGGGAAGUGAUUUCCUCCCGCUGUUUGUUUCAAAUGCAAGUAUGACAUGUCCGAAUAACAUAUCGCCCGGCAACUUCCUGAUGGAUUCCUUGAUGGGAGGAUCAUCUUCCUUCAGGGCUGAGGGCUACUCCAGCAGCCCAGGAAUGUACAUCCACUCAGCUGCGGAGUGCGGAUAUUCAGUGAUGAGAAACAUUGGGAAGGUUGGACCAUCUUCUUCUUCUUCUUCUUCCCUCUCCAAACGAGACGAGCUUCCUGCGGGCAGCGUCUCGCUCAGCGGCUUCCAGGAUGCGCCCUACCUGUCAGCACAGCUGGCCACAUGGACCCCGGGCUCCAAAAGCUGCAGGGACGAGCAACCUGUUGCGCAGUGUUUACAGCCCUGCUCGUUUCCAGCGGGCAGCGUCAAAGAGGAGGCGUUUUGUUGCCUCUACCCAGAUGACAGCAAUAAUAAGGGGAAGCAGACAACAGAGUCAGCCACCUACAUCCGGCUCGGAGACAAUAGCUGCCGGCCUGAGCCCACGGCCGCCGCCGCCUCCUCCUCCUCCUCAUCCAGCGGCUACUUCCAGGUGUACAGCGGGGGAAGGCCGCAGCASGACGAGCAGCAGUUCCCCCCCGGCUUCUCCCUCACCCACCUGGCGUCAUCGGGCGAGUCAGCGGCGGAGUCGGCAGGAAGCUGCAGAAAACCUGCGCAGGGGACAGCGAGAGAGGUUGCCAAAACAGAUGAGAGUGAGAGCAGGAAGGAGGAGAAGGCCAAGAGUGACAGCUGCUCUGAUAACUCGGACGGGGAAUUAAAAGAUGACGUGUCUGCGGAAAAGACAACGGGAAACUGGUUAAAAGCCAAAAGUGGAAGGAAGAAGCGCUGUCCCUACACGAAGCACCAGACUCUGGAACUGGAGAAGGAGUUCUUGUUCAACAUGUAUCUGUCUCGGGAGCGCCGCCUGGAGAUCAGCCGGAGUAUCAACCUGACCGACAGACAGGUCAAGAUCUGGUUCCAAAACAGACGCAUGAAGCUCAAGAAGCUGAACAGAGAGAGCCGGGAGAGGGAGCAGAGUGCUGUUUACAACUACUCCUGAAGACUUCUUUAUAGCGUCACACUUACACAUACCCACACACACACACACACACACACACACACACACACACACACACACACACACACACACACACACACCCCUCUCCCGGGAUAAAGCAAGCUUCAUGGAGGAAGGAAGAUGAGCAAAGAUGGAGGAUAAACAAAACAGGAAACGACAAGCGCCACGAGCAGCAUGGGACAAUUAUGCCUACCUGGAAACACGUGGAUAACAACGCGCGCAGGUCUGCAGGAGACAAGCAAAAAGCUCCAUCACAACGAGCCUGCGCCCCAUAAACCAGCCAUUCUUGGCCGCCGUCCUCGCCUCUUAGCAGCCGUUACCUGUCCUGUAGGUGGUGGCAUUUGUCUGUCAGAGGUGGUCAGUCCUUGUGAGGGUCAAGACACAUAAUGAAAGAAUGGUGUGAGUUCUGUGUAAACCUCAGCUGCAGCGUCAUGUCGGCACCGGCAGGCUGAGGGUUCCGUCCAAGCUGAACAGUCAAUUCCAGCCACGCUGAUCCCAGGACCUUGACUGUGUAUUGACACAUAUCAGAGCAUGGAGGCAAAACAAAUUAACAUCAGUCAAUAUUCUGUCCUUCCUCCAGCAACCUGACACAGCCUCCCAGAGCGGCCAUGUUUACCCUCCACUUGCUGUCAAAACAACCGAGAGCAKCAGGAUGAGGAAUGCCUCCGAGCUUCAACGGGAUAUAGUUACAGGCRUUUAAAAGUAUUCAAAAAAUAUGCCAGUUCAUUUUUGCAGAAGGCAAAGGUGAUAAUAUUUUAAUGUCUGUGUGUUUGUUUCUUUGUCUGUUAACAAAAUAUCUCAUGAACCAUGUAGACAAAUUUGAUUCACCCCCAWUCAAGAUGRCUGCCACAGCUGAACAACCUCAGCAAACACAGUCACUUAUUAUUACAGAUAUUGGGUUUAAUUUGGUGUGUUAGAGGCUGAGACUCAUUGAGAACACAUCAUCUGUGGAGUUCCUCAAGGUUCUGUACUUGGACCUAAGUUAUUUAUUUUAUAUGUGUCUGGGUUUUUUACAUGUUUUAUUUGCAGAUGAUACUGCAUUAUUUUGUUUAGAUAAAGAUAUAGAAUGGAUUUGGAGAUGAUACAGACAGAAUUUGUGAAAAUACAAAAAUGGUUUAAACUUACCAUUACAUUUGGAUAAAACAAAUUAUACUAUCAAACUAUCGAUUUAGAGUUGAUGGUAUUGAGAUUUGUAGAGUCGGGGAGGUGAAGAUUCUGGGUGAUAUCACUGAUGAAAUGCUGACAUGGAAAUCUCACAUAAAUUAUGUAAAAACAAAAAUAGCUAAAUCUAUUGCAGUGCUGUACAAAGUAAGGGAGUUAUUCACUAAUAAAGCUCUGUAUGUUGUAUGAUGCAAUAAUUGUUCCACACUUGAUCUAUUAUAUUGAAGUCUGGGGGAAAGCAUGCAAAACAAUUACAAAUCCUA
Molecule: messenger RNA, 4996 nt
Organism: Austrofundulus limnaeus
Lineage: Eukaryota; Metazoa; Chordata; Actinopteri; Cyprinodontiformes; Rivulidae
Product: homeobox protein Hox-C10a
Exons: 4
Coding region: 2526-3554 (342 amino acids)
Biological process (GO): regulation of transcription by RNA polymerase II
Cellular component (GO): nucleus
Molecular function (GO): DNA-binding transcription factor activity, RNA polymerase II-specific; RNA polymerase II cis-regulatory region sequence-specific DNA binding
Source: RefSeq, a predicted model, not a curated record